This is a messenger RNA of Penaeus monodon (black tiger shrimp), 2552 nucleotides long. RefSeq lists its product as uncharacterized. The record is from RefSeq and is a predicted model, not a curated record. Gene Ontology annotation, molecular function: microtubule minus-end binding. Gene Ontology annotation, biological process: spindle assembly; centrosome cycle. Gene Ontology annotation, cellular component: HAUS complex. NCBI's taxonomy places the organism in Eukaryota, Metazoa, Arthropoda, Malacostraca, Decapoda, Penaeidae.
GGCAAUGCGCCGCCAGGGACCCAGUACAAGUUUUGGCUAGGAUGCCUGGAGAGCAUUUACAACCUUCGCCGAUUCCCGCCCCUCCCUGCACACCAGCAGUCCGAGUCUUAUGCUGCCGAUAGCCUUAUGGACCAGAUGUCCCAUUCACCGCAUUUGCAGUUAAUUCUGAAGGAAGGUGGUGUGAACGUAGUCCCAGGUGACCAGAGGGAAAAAUACCGUGCUUGGUGUAAAUACGGCCAGCGCAUUCCCAUUUCUGAGCUGCUGGGUGAGACGGAAGAGAAGCUCAAGGAGUGCCAGAAAAUGUACGAUGCUAUGGACAACAGAUGGAAGGCUGAAUCGUCCUCAGACCCAAAAGAACUUCAGACCAAAGUGUGCAGCAGCAUAGCCGAUCUUGGCAAACAGCAAGAACUACUGCAAGGUGUCUACAGCGCAUAUAUUGCUCCCUGGACAACUUCCACCCAGCAGUUGGAGCUGCCCAACACUGGUCCACUCAUUCAUGAAGCCAAUACAAAACUGGCAGCGCUAACCAAGGUCUUAAAGGCGACACAGGAUGCGUCCAACAUAUGUGAGGAACUAGCUGAGAGAGAGAAGGCAAUCAUGCGACACUCCACGCAGCCAUCUUCCGUGACGGAAACCCUGCAUACCCUCGUCAGCCAGUCCAACACCAGCAUCAAUGCAGUCAGAUAAUUUCACCAUCAGAUGUCAGGACUGUUUAUGUACUCUAGACCUCAGAAGAUGCUGUUGAAUAUUUCUCUGUAUUAGUAUUUAUGUGGUUUCAUCUGAAAGUACUGUAUUUUUUUUUUAUCUCUUUCUUCUUCUUCUGCAUCUUUGCAUUUUCCUCUCCUCCCUUUUUGUUCUUCACUGUUUCUUCUCUCUUUCUCAUUUCUCUCCUCCUCUUCCUCCAAGAUGCAUCUUCAUUUAAAUGAGGGAAUUUAGAAAUAUAUCAACAGAGAAAUUUUAUACAGACAUGGAGACUUUGUAAUGUGCAUAAUAUCAUAACCCAGAUGUGAUAACAUCUUAUUGAUCUUUGGUUAAAAUGCUAAAAUGAAAAGAAUAAAGAUCUUUUCAUGAUGCUCAUUUUGCAGGCCAUUAUACCCAGAAUAAAAGAAAAUAAACUUUAUAAUAAGAUAUUAAAAAAAGGAAAAUCCUCAGUCUGUAUAUCAUCGAGGUAAAUGCAUUCUGUAAACAUUUAAGUUUUGUUAUAUAUUUAUGUUCAAAUUCUGAAUUGUAAAUGUAAACCCCGUGAAAAUGUAAGUUUAGCUUAAGUUUUCUUUUGUGAGAUGCUCUUCCUAUAAAUAUUUCCGCAAGUGCUUAGCCACUAAAAAUUCAAUAAAUAGUCUUCAUGACCUCGUCUGAUUUCCCCUUUCCCUGAGUUCUUUGUAAAAAUGUCUUUUCACUAAUGCUAUAAAUAUUGAUACUGUUAUGUUUUUAUAGACAUUAUAAUUAUUAUAAUGUUAUUAACAUUAUUAAUUGCAAUGUAAGGCUAGAGAAUAUUUCCAGAACUCAAGGAAAAAGGUAAACAAGUGUAGUGCUAGUAAUUGAUUCCUUUGUGACUAAGUACUUGUGAAGCCAUAUAUGUGACUUUAGAGCUAUCUGUGUGUAAAGGCAGUUAAUGAACUAAACUCACAGUGGGCAUGGCAUUGUUUGUAUUGAUAUCCCAAGCAGGUUCAGGUUGAUCAUGCCAUGAGUACCAUGUAAACACAAAGAGUUGUGUGGUCACAUAGUGCUAUAUACCUUAAUUCAAGCUUCAUUCUGAUCAGAUGUAAUUGAAAUGCUUUAAGCUUUUGGUUCUCACUAAUUAUGAAAGCGCAAACAAUAAAUCUGGUAAACCAGCAUUAGCAAUUGUUUUAGGUUCUCUUUCUCUAUUAACCUCUAAAAGGACACAGGAAUUCAGAGCUUCCUCUCUGUACAGGAUGGGAACAGAGUAAAAAUUAAUAGAUAAAAGGUCUUUUGUCUUGUAAACCACAUGGUCUUUAAUAUGAAAGUGCCAUGCGGUUUGCUCCCACAGGAUGGAACAAUUAGGAAGACUGCAAUAAACAACAUGGAAAUACAACAGUGGAACAACUCUUGCCAUUCAGUGGAACAAUUCUUGCAUCUUUCGGUGUCUGUGACAGCCAUUCUUAAUUAAAUGGUUGCUCUAUAUUGUCCUUUAAGGUUAAAAAUCAGAGAAUAAAAAUAUUUCAUAAUUUUUUUGUGUUCAUUUUCUAGGGAUAUAGAUUAUGAUUAAUAUUGCCAAAAUAGAUCUGUAUAUUUUACAAGGCACAAUGAAAUUAUUAUAUAAAUAUUUUUUUUUAUUCUUGAUCUUUUACUUUACAGAUUAAAGGUAAACCAGAAAUAUUUUGUUUACAUUUUCUGAUAUCUGAGAAAUUAGGUCCUUAAAGACUUAUAAUCAAUAGCUACAUUAACUUGUUGAAACCAGAAAUUGUUUUAUGUAACCUUGUUUCUUGUCACGAAAGGUGAUUGGCUGAACAGCAGUGUGUAUAUAUAUAUUUUUUUUAUUUGAAAAAGAAAGAAUAAAGAGAGCCUCAAGAAAUUAUAUGGACUUAUAAAAA